AUGCGAGCUCAACAUUUUCAGGCGCAUCAUCUGGCAUUGUCAUAUUUUUAUGCAACGCCUUGCAGCAUAUUUCUACCUCGAAUCCUUUACAUUGUCCUGAAUUUACCCAUAUUCUCCGUACUCAUUAUUUCUCAAUUCAUGCAGUUCUCUAUAGUGGUUGAACGAUGGUUUGCAACAAUUUUUAUUGGUAACUACGAGUCAGGUUACCGGAAACUUGGACCGGCAUUAAUUGCCGCAACAGUACUGGCGACUGCUUGUGUUCUUUUUGCUAUAUAUUAUAAUGAAAGUUUCAACGGAGCGCAUUUAAACGCUCGUUGGUUGACAGCAAUCAAGGAUGCAGCUCGAGCAAACGUGGCUCUGUUUUCACUAGUGAUAGUGAACUUUCUUGGUCUCGUUCUUACCGCGACAUUGCGUUAUCUAAAUCCAAAGCGACGGAUCAGUAUGUCAUUGUCGUCGAAGUUUCAAGCUACCGAAAUUUCAAUUGUAUCAAGUUUUCUAUUCUGGAUAUCCGCCUCUCAGUUCACGGCAUUAUUCUUUUCGCAAGCUAUACUUUUAUAUUUGAGGAUUUACGAAACUCAAAAUCCUCUGUCAAUCGCUUACAAGGAGAACGCCGACGUAGGUUGUAUGCUCGGGUAUAUAACAUAA
Cooperia oncophora is the source of this 645-nucleotide messenger RNA. The record is from the annotation of a GenBank genome assembly. NCBI's taxonomy places the organism in Eukaryota, Metazoa, Nematoda, Chromadorea, Rhabditida, Trichostrongylidae.